Messenger RNA from Rotaria sp. Silwood2, 762 nucleotides. NCBI's taxonomy places the organism in Eukaryota, Metazoa, Rotifera, Eurotatoria, Philodinida, Philodinidae. The record is from the annotation of a GenBank genome assembly.
AUGUUAAGACGAUUUCUUACAAAUCAAUUAAUUGUUUCUACGCGUUUUGUAUCACAAUAUUAUUCAAAAAAGAAAAUUCUUGUACCGAGUCGACUCGGUGUUACACCAGGUAAUCAACAUUUGGAAGUGAAUUUAUUUGAUGAUGAAAAUAAACAAUUACUUGGACGGAUGCAAUUAAAUGAAGCACAAAAAUUGGCUAAAUAUCGUGAUUUAAUACUUGUACUUUUUGAUGAAUCUCGUGAUCCACCUGAUGUUCGACUAAUGACGGGAAAAAAUUUAGCACAAUUACGUGAUGAAACACGUGCAAAUAAAAAGCGAGAAUUAUCAAAUGAAAAAAUAACUGAUUUUGUUUUACGUCUUCGUCCACAUAUUGCUGAAAAAGAUUUAUUAACAAAAUUAGCACAAGCUAAAGCUGCUUAUACAAAAGGAUGUAGUAUUCGAUUUUCAUUGGAUUUUGGACGUGCUAUUGAUGAAAAAGAAACGGAAAGAUUGGCUGCACGUGCUGAUGAACAAAAAGAAUUUCUUGCACGACUUAAGUCACAUCUUGAAGAAUUUCCUAAAGUACACACAAAUUCCAAAAGUACACGUUCAAUCAUUCUAAUUGUUCCAUCGAAAUUUCUAGUAGAAAAAUCAACUAAAAAACAUGAAAAAAACACAGAUACACAAGAAGAAAAAGAAAAAGAAGAUGAAGAAUCAAAAUCAAUUGACGAUAAUAAUAAAUCUUCAAUAACUUCACAACAUAAUCGUAAAAAAUCGAUUUAA